AUGCAGGACUUUCUAGAUGAUCUCAAGGUCUACCUCAUAGGUGAGGGCAGACGAGUGUUGAGUAGUGUAGUGGAAAGAGAAAGAGAAGGGAGAAGAAAAGAUGUGGGCAGGAAUGCACCAUCUGUUGGAGGCUUAACGCAAUCCGACAUGAGCUACUUUGCAGAGGAGGCGGAGGCGUUGGGCAAUGCCUUGAUGGCCAACUACUACAUCCAGCAUAUGCUGGCGCAGAAUCCAAAAUCGAAGGAGACACUGAUUGCAGCUGGGUCAUUCUUCGCACGAGUGGACAAUCGCGAAGCGGCCCUUGUGUGCCUCAGGCGAUGUCUUGAGAUGACCCCCAACGAUGUAGAAAUACUGUGGAAAGUGGGAACCCUCCUUACCGAGAUGGGGAAGUUGGAUGAAGCCAAAAGCCUCUUAGAGGCUGCUUCGGAUAUCGCACCCUCUCAUCCUACUGUCCGCAUCAUCUUAAGUGCGUACUCAAACCACCUUUACCAUUCAGAUCUUUUCUAUGAGUCCUUAUACAACACAUGGAACUUCGAGCGCACUUUGACCAUCACGAACCAGCUCCAAUCUCAACACAGCAUCACCUCCAAAGCAGUUAAGUGGGAGGAUCAGGAGGAAGCGGACGCAAAGUCGGAGUAUGCGAAUUGUGCUGACCUCAUUGGCACCAUUGACAGACUUCUUGAAUUAAAAGCAAGUGCGCUUGCUGAUGUUACGUUGGCACGCCUACUGCUACACAUUAAGCAAUAUCGCUGCACGUUGGGAGAUGUGAGAGCGGGGGAGGAUUUGUUGGAGGAUCUCAAAUUGCCGGAUGGAGUGACUAGAUCAAGCAAAGCGUACAGAGAUUACAUGCACGAUCUUAGUGCUUACCAUCGUCUGGUGGCUUGUCACAUGAUGCAGUCAAGGGAUGAGGAGAAGAGGCUUCUACAAGCGCAGAUGCAUCUCAAGGCUGCCUUACAAGCACAGCCGGAGUGUGUAGACAACUGGGCAUGCAUGGGUAGGCUAUGCUAUCAGCAGGGUAAUAAGGAAGGAGCUGUUGAAUGCUUCGAGAGAGCUAUGCAGCUGGAGACGUGGUCGAGUAAGCAGCAUCGUGGAAUUCAACUCCAACUUGCUCGUUGCUAUGCUGAGAUGAAGGAGUUCGAGAAGAGUAAGGCGCAAUACCUGCGAUGUUGCAGUGAGCACCCAACACCAGUUUCUUGGAAGGGUGUUGGAGUGGCCUGUUUCAGAAUGAGUAGAUGGGAGGAGGCUGAGGUGGCCCUCCAAGAGUCCAAUCGUUUAAAUACACGUGAUGCAGACGUAUGGGCUUACCUCGCAAUGAUCUGUCUCAAGACGAAUAAGCGUCCUCAAGCAGAAAUGUGUCUUCAGUCAGUUCAUAUGGUACGGCUCAGCAUUGUUGUCUAUACUCAGGAGGUGGUUGAGUUGCGACCCCAUUCCUUCUCCUUCCUCUGA
Messenger RNA from Hydatigera taeniaeformis, 1446 nucleotides. The record is from the annotation of a GenBank genome assembly. Lineage: Eukaryota; Metazoa; Platyhelminthes; Cestoda; Cyclophyllidea; Taeniidae.